Molecule: messenger RNA, 953 nt
Organism: Phytomonas sp. Hart1
Lineage: Eukaryota; Euglenozoa; Kinetoplastea; Trypanosomatida; Trypanosomatidae
Source: the annotation of a GenBank genome assembly
GAUUGUUUUCGAAGUCAGUAAAGCUUAUGUCUGAAACAAUUCCCAGCUCUGAGGGGUUCUACCUGCGUCUUGUGCCGCCAACCUACGUCGGCCCACCACCCCUUCCCCAUCCGGCCUGCACUGCCCCAACUCCGGAUGAACAAGUUCGACUGGCCAAUGAAGAACAUCAACAAGAACUCGCCCGUCGUCAACUUGAGCAUGAUGUGAAGCAAAAGAGUAUCCCCAAGAAUACCUAUAAAGAAAAUAUCAGCGCAAAGGAUCAAAUAAUAAAAGGGGCGGGGGGGGUGUUCAGUAAGGUGAAGUCUGUGGUCACGCAGGCGGCAUUGCAAAUUGAAAAGGGCGCCGCCGACGCUACGGUCGCGACGAAGACGCAUGUGCGGCAGCUCAAACUCCAAACGGCAAAUGAGCGCUUCCGCCAGCACUUCCCAGAGCUCGCCCUGAAAGGCGAAGUCCUCUUGGCGGACUACGAGUGCUCCACCAUUCAUUCUGGGAUGACCGUAAACGGACACCUGCAGAUCACGCGCAGCCACCUCUGCUUCUGCUCUCAGGCCUCGAUGCUCGUUCAGGCAGGGGCCUUUUUUGAGAUGAUGAAGUCCGCCAUUGAAGACGGGGAGGUGCAACACAGCCAGAAAUGUAUUGGUGUGAAGGAGGCAAUCCCGUUGACACAAAUCGCCUCUAUUCAGCGCUCCGUGGCCCUUGAAACGCUCAAAGCCAACGCACCUUGUGUCAUCCGCCUCCCAGACAGUUCGGUCAUCCUGAACGCUCUUCAGGUCUUUACCAUACCGAAUAAAAACUUGUAUCAGUUUGUGGGGUUUGACUCCAUUAUUGAUAAGGCAAGCAAUGCACUGAGCACUGCGAACACAAGUACGGCCAUCGAACGCGCGUACAAUUAUAUGGAUCAUGCAUGGAGAGAGGCAGUGAAGGUGCCUAUCAAAGAUGUAGAAUAUAUCUGA